CACUAUGCGUUGUAGUUAGUAGACUAUAGUGCUCUAGUAUAAAUUUGUUGUCCUCGUUUUGUUUUUAUUGAUUAUUUUUUCUUCUUCGUAGUAAAUCUUUAAAUAUAUACAUAAAAGUAAUGUGUGUUGAAAUUGGAUCGCACUCAAAACAGUUUACACUUCUUCGAAAAAGGAAUUAAGCUAUUAAAAACAACGUACUCUUGUUUGUACAAUUUGCUCCAUAGAAAUGGAUCUACAGUUCAAUACCAUGAAGUAACUUGUAUGUGACCACAUGCCAGUGAAUACCUGGUUUCUGCUACGAAUCUUCCUGGUUAUCGUAUUCCUCUCCCUGUUUAUACUGCUCGAGCUGCUGAUAGAACGAUCGGACUUCGAUCUCCUAGUGCCUCACUCACAAACUGACCAUGUCGAUGGCGCUCCACCACAGUCCGGGUUCCUGGUCGACACAAAGGGUUGUCGUAUCCCAGAUUUGGACCCGAUGGAUCCCUCCAUCCAGAGAUUCAUCUACGACGAACCCCCCAUCAACUGCGUGGAGCAGUACGGACCCGCUCUGGUGGAAUCCAAUCUGACCUCCCUCUACGUGAACCUGCCCGCUCUGGCCUACUACAACGUCAGCGACACGAGUCAACUCCGAUGCUGCUACUUACCCUUCUGGAGAGUCGAGGUGCCCGAGUCUGCCUCGGGAGAGUAUCCGUCUAACGUAGACACGCGUGUCAAGUUUUCCGACAAAUGUAUAGUUUUCGAGGAGAUAGCGACCGUGAAAGACGAAUUUGUGAAAGUAACUUGUUCACUAAACAACGAAUCUAUUUAUUUAGACUACCAUGCUUUUACUCCUGUCAAAAGAAGUGUCAAAAAGAAGGUAGAAUUUGAGGAGGAAGAAAAUGCCGUCAGUGUCUUAAUGAUAGGAAUAGACGCCGUGUCACGUUUGAACUUCCAUAGACAGAUGCCGCAAACGUUAAAUUUCCUUGAGAAAAACUUAAGUGCUGUUGAAAUGUUAGGGUACAAUAAAGUAGAAGACAACACGUUUCCUAAUUUAAUACCGGUGCUGACGGGCCUAUCAACAAAGGAGUUGAAGAAAGCCUGCUGGGCAAAGGCAACGUCGGUAUUUGAUUCUUGUAAUUUUGUGUGGGACAACUUCAGCGAUGCAGGAUACGAGACGGCUUUCGGUGAAGACGCUUCCUGGAUGGGGAUAUUCAGUUAUUUGAAGAGUGGAUUCAGGAAACAACCAACAGACUACUACAUGAAUAUUUUUAAUAAAGUAUCCGAGGAUAAGAUCGGAUUCGAGAAAAGACUAAAUGCUAAGUUGUGCGUCGGGCCAAGGAAAACCAUUCAAGUUUUGUUGAACUACGUCUAUAAAUUUGUGAACGCCAUGAGGAACUCUCUAUUUUUUGGAUUUUUCUGGGGCUCCAGCCUCACCCACGACUACCUGAAUCUGCCCAAAUACGGAGACGAAGAACACAGACAACUCUUGGAGAAUCUUUACAAUGAGGGUGUCUUCAACAGAACUGUUCUUGUCGUUAUGAGUGACCACGGUAUAAGAUGGGGAGAAAUAAGAGGAACCUUUCAAGGGUACUUGGAAGAAAGACUGCCAUUUCUUUUCAUUGCCUACCCAAACUGGUUCAGAAUCAAGUACACAACGGCUGUGGCUAAUUUGAAGAAGAAUACUCAUAAAUUGACAACGCCUUACGAUCUACACGAAACGCUGUUGGAUCUCAGCAACGUGGCCCAGUUGGACCAGGAGACUCUGAGAGAGAGGUCUAGGCGGUUGGAGAGAGCCGAACCACUUCCUAGGGGUAUCAGCUUAUUUCUACCAAUUUCAGAGAAUAGGACAUGUUCGAGCGCUGGAAUAGACGACCACUGGUGCACCUGCCAUCAGACUAGGGACAUCCUCACCAACUCCAGUCAGGUCCGACGUGCUGCCAAUCGUCUAGUGAAGCACAUCAACUCCUUGCUACUGCAGUUUCCGCAGUGUGCCGAACUUCGGCUUUACAAGAUUCGGAGUGCGAGAGAGGAAAGCUCUUCUUUUAAAACACCUAGUGGCAUUCAAUACUUUACGGUCACGAUAGAAACUACCCCUGGGCGAGCGCUCUUUGAGGCGACGGUGCGCUACAACGGAAACACUGACAGUUUCUCAAUAGUCGGCACUGUUAGCCGUAUAAACUUGUAUGGCGACCAAAGCAGUUGUGUGACCCAGUACAGGCUUAGAUUAUAUUGUUAUUGUAUUCAUUAGUCUUAGCCAGAUUUUGUGUUUUAUUUUUAUACGGGGAAACAUAUUUAUACAGGUACACAGUAUGAAACAAACUUGUUCUGAUGAGUUGCGACUGCCUUUAAAAAAAAUCCUAACCUAAAACUUAAAAAAGUAUCUUUGUUAUCUAUUGUUUAAUUAAUUGGCGCUAAGGAACAAAAAGUCAUUAUCCUGUAUUUUCUUCAGUUUGACAAGCUGCUGUACGAUUUGUCAAAACAAGGACUUUGAGCUAUUUUACUUUAUCGUAAAUGUAGUGGUUAAGUUAUUUAUACAUAAGAAUAAGCUGUGCCGAAUAAAGUUUAAACUUUUGUAAUAUAACAUAUUAUUUAUUUAUUACAGGAAAACUUUAUGAAAUGUUACCUUCUGUUUAAGUUUUGACCAAGCAUAAAAUUGUAAAAAAUAUUGUGAAUUUGUUAUA
Messenger RNA from Homalodisca vitripennis (glassy-winged sharpshooter), 2660 nucleotides. RefSeq lists its product as uncharacterized. The transcript is spliced from 5 exons. NCBI's taxonomy places the organism in Eukaryota, Metazoa, Arthropoda, Insecta, Hemiptera, Cicadellidae. Bases 272 to 2227 code for a protein of 651 amino acids. The record is from RefSeq and is a predicted model, not a curated record.